Athalia rosae (coleseed sawfly) is the source of this 2122-nucleotide messenger RNA. RefSeq names its product venom acid phosphatase Acph-1-like. Bases 269 to 1465 code for a protein of 398 amino acids. The transcript has 7 exons. Gene Ontology annotation, molecular function: phosphatase activity. Gene Ontology annotation, biological process: dephosphorylation. The record is from RefSeq and is a predicted model, not a curated record. Lineage: Eukaryota; Metazoa; Arthropoda; Insecta; Hymenoptera; Athaliidae.
UGUUGGUUUAUAAGGAGUUAGUUUUUCAUAUCGGCUGACAUCGCUUUGCCAAUAUUUUGUCAUGUCAAUACCGUCAGUCUUGAUUCGUACGUCCGCUCAGCCGUGUCGUUGAGUUUGAUCGACGUCAAAUGCAGGGAUAAAGCACCCACUUUCAAGUGAUAUUAGAAUUCGUGUCAACCGGAGCUGCGACAACCUGUUUUAUUCGCAACUAAUACCGAUAUAGAAAAAAGAAACGCAUCGAGGAAUACAAAAGAGUAGAUAGCGCACAAUGGGGACUGACAAAUUAAUCACGACCGGUCUCUAUCUCUUUUCGGGACUGAUGACUUUUUCCAUCGUCGUCGCCUCGCCCGUUGCACAGACAGCUCAACCGGAACUGAAACUCGUACACGUCGUAUUCAGACACGGUGAUCGUGCUCCCGAUUCGGGUGAACUUUAUCCAAACGAUCCUCACCGUAACAACCCCUACUAUCCAAUGGGCCUCGGAGGGCUGACAAAUGCAGGAAAAAUGCGGGAAUAUCGUCUCGGCCAGCUACUCAGAUCGCGAUACGAUAAUCUACUUGGACCAAUCUACGAGCCUCGGUCCGUUGAGGCGCGCAGUACGGACUACGACAGGACGAAAAUGUCGCUCCAGCUGGUCCUGAGCAGCCUCUUCGCGCCUUCGUCCGUCCAGCUGUGGAACGAGAAUCUCAUGUGGCAGCCGAUCCCGACGACGUACAAGUCACCGAACGAGGACAUUCUGCUGAUUCCCGAAGAUUGUCCGAAAUACCAAGCUGAGCUGAGGAGGGUCAGGAACAGUUCCGAGGUGCGAGAAAAGGAGUCGAAGUUCAGAUCCCUGAUGGAAUACGUUCAGAGAUGGAGCGGAAAAUCGACCAACACCACUACCGAUCUGUAUUAUUUUUACCACAUGUUGACGACCCAAGCUUUCAUGAAUUUGACACUGCCGGAGUGGACGAACGAUAUCUAUCCGGACGGUGAACUUCUUCGAGGUGCGGCUCUGGAGUACCAGAUUAUUUCCUACAACGAGAAAUUGAAGAGAUUAAAUGGCGGGAUGUUGUUGCGAAAAAUUACCGAAGACGCCGUUGCUCUUAGAAGGGAGACCCUUCCGGCGGGGAGAAAAAUUUACCUUUACAGCGGUCACGAGACAAAUAUCGGUGCGUUACUGUCUACCUUAGGAUUGUACGAACCGCACGUGCCGGCGUACGGGAGCGCCUUGAUUGUCGAACAUUGGAAACAAGCGAGAAAUCAUUUUAUCAAAGUCAUCUACUAUACCGGAGUCCCCGACAAACUAGUAACGAAGAGGAUAACAGGGUGCGGCGACCUUUGCCCUUUGGACAGGUUUUUGGAGUUGACCAAACCGGUAAUACCAUCGGACGACGAGGUAUUCUGCGUAAAGGAAUCCACUUGCAGUGUGUCUCGUAAGUUGCAGUCGAGUAGCCCGGUUACGAACUCCGAAAUAUCGAGGUAGGGAAUCGCACCCUAAAGGGAUAAGAAUUGAAUCCAGUUGUUAUCGGGAGAUGGAAGAAUCCUUCGAGUAAUUCGACAAGGGGCAGACCCUGCACGGUAAUUUCAGAUGGUAAUACGCACCCGCCUAAAAUAUGUAUGGCACGGAAUCAAAGCCCAAUGAAAUUAGAUCAAUUGAUAGAAAUAAUAAAUUUAAGAAAAUGAAAAUAUGAAGUACAAAAUUUCAUCUGUCCGACUUGUAAAAUUAAUACGUAGGUACGAUAUAUAGGUAGUCACGUGUCGAACGACACGCUAAUUUUUAAAUAUAAUAUAAGUUCACCUAUCCAGUAUCCCUUGAUCUUUCGUGAUAAUAAAAAUAAACGCGGCACGUACCUCGUGGAAAUUGAAUAAUCACUCGACUGUUUUAAAACAUUAUUAGAUAAUGUGCGACGAGUCAUACGAUACACACAAUACGAGUAUGUUUAGAUAUAGAAACGGGUUUCUCAUUUUCUGCCGGUACCUAGGUAUCAACGUCGUUCGUCGUUAGUUCGAUAUUUUACCUGUUCCCAUUUUAAUUUAACAAAUAAUAUUCAUAUCACUGUACUUACUCGUAAGACUCGAAAUGGUCGAUGUUGUACACACGUGAAUCCGCAAUUGAAUAAACAUGCGAUUGGUUAUAGUA